Molecule: messenger RNA, 867 nt
Organism: Pediculus humanus corporis (human body louse)
Lineage: Eukaryota; Metazoa; Arthropoda; Insecta; Psocodea; Pediculidae
Product: phospholipase B, plb1, putative
Exons: 7
Coding region: 1-867 (288 amino acids)
Biological process (GO): phospholipid metabolic process
Molecular function (GO): glycerophospholipase activity
Source: RefSeq, a predicted model, not a curated record
AUGUGCAUAAACGUUAAAGUCUUAUUAAUUACGAAUGCAUAUCAAGAAAUCGUACCUGAUAAUUUUCCAUAUCCUUGUCCGAAUAAAAAUUUAUGGAGAAGUAAAAAACCACCGACGAACGUACACGAAUUAAGACCUGGAGACGUUGACGUCAUAGCCGCAAUUGGAGAUUCAUUAACAGCCGGAAAUGGAGGAUUGGCAGAAAACAUGAUUGAAGUUUAUUUAAAUGAAAAUCGUGGAGUUUCUUGGUCGAUCGGUGGUCAAGGUACCUGGAGAGAAUUUUUAACCGUUCCUAAUUUAUUGAAAAUAAUGAAUCCGAAACUCGUCGGAUAUUCAAAAGGUGAUGGCAACACUUAUUCCCACAAUGCACAAUUUAAUGUUGCUUAUAGUGGUGCCAUGGACCAAGAUCUCAUCGGACAAGCACGAAGAUUGAUAACAAUAAUGAAAAAUGAUAAAAGAGUCGAUUAUGAAAAUCACUGGAAGAUGUUGACUGUUAUGAUUGGUACAAACGAUAUUUGUAGCGAUUACUGCCACGACAAAACUCAAGGACCGGAAAUGCAUAAAAAAAAUUUAAUAAAAUUAUUAGAUUAUUUAUAUAAAAAAAUGCCAAAGACUUUUGUUAAUUUAGUCGUUACUCCUUAUAUACCAUAUUAUACGGAAUUAAUAGAUCCGCCAUUUUUACAAUGUUUUUCAAUGAAAUUAAUGACAUGUUCGUGUCUUUUCGGUGGAUUUUUUCAAAAAAAAAAAUUACAAAUGGGGAUUUACAUGACGAAAAAAUUUCAAAAAAUUCAAAGAGAAAUCGUCGAAAGCGGUAGAUACGAUGAAAUUUACAAAUGGAUCCCCACGAUUAUUCUUUCGUGGCAAUAG